UGACGGUGCCGGAUGUUAGUCAAUGUAUCGAGAUUGAGAUAGGAAGAAUACAGAGGUCGUAGGACGCAUUGGCGCAUAGAUGUCCAGAACAGGUUUGCAUGACGAGCCGGGUCCGCAUGGCAGCAGAAGACUAACUGAGCGCAGGCAAGGCGGUUCUAUACGAGGUGGCACUCGGGCUGCAUCUUGUUGUUGCACCACCCGCUACCGUGGUUCGCUCGACCUCGAGCUCUAUGAUCAGAUAGCCACUACCGCAUUUCCACGCCUUACCACCUUCCACCUCGCACGCUUGGCUCGCCGCGGCAAUGGCCUUCUCGAAUUAGCUCGCCAAAGUAUCGCGCAGACUUCACCACGACCGAACUCAAGCCCACACUCUCUUUCUCUUUCUGCGCAAACUCUUUAUUCCUCCACGGCAAACGGAGCCCCGAAAAUGUCUAAUAUAAUGGCAACCUCCCCGCACAUGCAGUCGCUGGCUCUGGCGCGUCUCCAACGAGCCCAAGCCCGCCUCCAAGACCUACAUUCAGACUACUCGACCGAGCCGUCCUCCUCACUUGAGCUCUCGCGCUCGCCCAGCCGUGCCACCAGCUCCGUCAAGCGCACCCUCUCAAGCGCCGUCAGCAGAAUGAGCGCCGCGACGAGCAUCUCCUCGGCCGACCCUGACCAAGCAUGCUCACGCGCCGCCGCUGCCGCCGCCGCCGCCGCCGUCGCGCAUGAGGAAGAGGAACGGCCCGAGCCGGACCCCCGCGCUAAGGAAGGCAUGAAGCUGCUGCGCUCCGCACAAGACCGGCUCCGCGACCGCUGCAGCUUCGAAUACGACGACGUCGUCGACAGCCGCAAGCAGCCCAUCACGGCCAUGCACGACGGGACGACACAGCAGCAACAGCAGCCGCAGUCGCAGCCCCGUCCGCCCGCCCUAGCCACAACACUCGACGCCACCUUCGACGAGCCGUACACCGCGGCGCCGGACUUUGUGUUCGGCCCCUUCGCCGACGAGGCCAAGCAGCACGGGCAGCACCACCAGCACGACUCCUCGUACCAGAUUUUCCCACGGCCAUCGGCGCUGCUCGCGCAGGCAGCGGCACCACCGCCCUCCCCCUCGGCCGACUCCGCCGACCCGCGCGAUGCGGACCGGGCGCUUGCGCGCGCGCGUGCCCUCGCUCGCGGCACGUUCCGGAUGCUCGUCGAGGAGGCGAAGACGGAGCCCCGCUUGAAGCCCAUCCUGUACGCGUACCGGGACCGGGUGAUGCGCGGGCGGGAGAUGUGGCGGCCCGAGGACUUUGACGAGAUAUUAGACCGGGCCGAGGAGGUGAUUUGGGGGCUGGUGUGCUGAGACUUGAGAGGGCUGCUGGUGGUGCUGAGUGAGUGAUGGUUACGGUAUCUGGGAUGGCGUUUUAUGGGCUGGAUGGAUGGAUGGGCUUUGGGGGUUUUUCGUUUUGCUGCCAUUAGGUUGCGAUCCUGGCGCGGAGGGACGGGUUAGAGUAGGGAGAGGAGGGGGGUUAUUGUUGC
This is a messenger RNA of Aplosporella prunicola CBS 121167, 1503 nucleotides long. RefSeq lists its product as uncharacterized. The record is from RefSeq and is a predicted model, not a curated record. The transcript has a single exon. The coding region runs from base 80 to 1327 and encodes 415 amino acids. Lineage: Eukaryota; Fungi; Ascomycota; Dothideomycetes; Botryosphaeriales; Aplosporellaceae.